UAUACAUCAGCUACCAACUUGACUAUUGCAUCUCAUCCCAUUUAUUUUCUUCUCUUCUUAUAUACCAAACCGAUUUUUGUACCAAAUUUUAUGUACCAAAUUUUGAUAUCAGGAACCAUGAUUUUUCUCUGGUUCUUCAUCUUGGUUUGCCUAAAUUCAAGCCAUGCUCAACAGUACUAUGACCAAUCCGAGUGUCCUUCCAAUAUCAGCUACCCCGGUUCUAGAUACACUUGCAAUAUGUUCCAGAAUUCAUGCAGCACCUAUGUGGUAUACAGAGCCAACCAACAUUUCCAGACUAUUGCAAAUAUCUCAGACUUGUUUCACAUGGACUCUGAUGCAAUGCUUAGACUCAACAAUCUUACAUCUCCUUCUGAUGUGCUCAAACCAGGUAGAGAAGUUCUCAUCCCCAUCAAUUGUUCUUGCUCAGGUCAAUAUUUUCAGGCAAGUUUCAGCUACAUGGUGUCCGAAAAGACAUCAUACUCCGAGAUAGCUUGCGGAGUUUUUGAAGGCUUACUCAAGUCCUCUACACUUUCCGAGCAAAACUCGGUUCAAGUCAUCAACGUUGGUGCUGAGCUUCGUGUGCCUCUAAGAUGUGCUUGUCCUGAUAACUUAGCUAGUAAGAAAGGAGUGAAGUAUCUUGUGACAUACCCUUUCAUCGAAGGAGAUGUACCAAUCCUGUUGAGUAAGAGGUUCGGCAUCUCUCCAGAAGAUUUAUGGUUAGUCAAUAAUUUAGAGCCACCAAAUCCAACUGUAUUUCCAAACACAACUAUUUUAGUUCCCUUGAGAGAACCUCCGGUUCUGAACUUCAAUAUUCCAGAUUCUCCACCUCCAGCUCCUGGUUUUCUUCCCACAAUUUCUGUCGUAAAGCCGAAUAACAGCACAAGACUAAGGAGUUUGUAUAUAGCAGGGUCUGUUGUUGGGUUUUCACUACUGCUUUUAGCAUUGAUUGCAUGUGUAGUUUUGUAUAGGAGGGCCUUAAAGAAGUGGAAGCCUGAGAAGUUGCACUCCUUUAAUGCUAGAAGCUCUCCACUUUCAAUUUCAACAGUCAGAAGUCCUCUCAAAUCCAGUCUAACGGGUAGAUCAAGCUCUCCAAUGUCGACAUGUUUAUCUCCGGAUAUUCUUGCUGGAUUAAAGUACUCUUUGUUCAACUACAGCAUAGAAGAGAUCAGAAAAGCAACAAGGGAUUUCAAUGAAGAGAACAAGACCGCUGCUCUAGUCUAUAGAGGGCUGAUAAACAAUGCUGAAGUGAUGAUCAAGCAGAUGACAUUUGUCGAAACUAGCCAUGUUAUAGAUGUCCAUUCCAAAAUCAACCACAUCAAUAUCUUGAACUUGGAGGGUGUUUCUUAUGGAGAAAGUGACUUGUCCUGGUCAUAUCUAGUGUUUGAGCUUCCCAGCAAUGGCUGCUUGAGGGACUGCUUGUCUCAUACAUCUAAUCCUCUUGAGUGGUCUCGACGAACACAAAUAGCUUUUGAUAUUGCCACAGGACUUCACUAUUUGCACUGCUGUACUUUCCCUUCCUAUGCUCACCUAAACAUAAACAGUAGAAAUAUUUUUGUAACAGAAAAUUGGAGGGCCAAACUUGCAAAUAUCGGAACUCUUUCUGCAUUGGGAUCUUCUGAAAACAAAGGAUGGGUUGCACCGGAGUACCUUCUAUACAGCUCAGCUUCUGAAAAAGUGGAUAUUUUUGCUUUUGGGGUCGUUUUGCUGGAGCUCAUCUCUGCCAGAGAGGACAUCGAUGGGAAGUUAUUUAAGGAAUCCAUCAAAUUUUUAGGAGGGGGAGAUAGUGAAGGAGGUUUCCUCGAGCAGCUAAGGAGCUUCAUGGAUCAACAGUUAGAAGAUUACCCUCUUGCAGAGGCUCUGUGUUUGGCUGUUUUAGCCAAGGCAUGUGUGGAAGAUGAUCCUCUCCACAGGCCAUCGAUCGAUGAUAUCAUCAAAGUCCUUGCCAGAAUGGUAGGACCAGAAGUCGAUCGUCACGUUUGGUAGAAUAUUUUUCCAUCAUUUAGUACUUUAAUGUCAUAAAAUGAGUAGUAGUUAAGCACAGUACAUAGUUAUUAAAGUUUGUAUAAGUGAUUUUGCUCAAAAUUUCUCUGAUAUCUUGUGGCUCACUGCAUGGCUAAGGUUCUUUAGAAAAAGGCUACUGAUCAUGUAGUUAGUUUUCUUCAUUAUCACCAUCACUUUAUUAAUUGUGUAUAUGUUUAGUACGUUCAUCAGUUGGUUAAAGGAGA
This is a messenger RNA of Rosa chinensis, 2225 nucleotides long. Its product is annotated as lysM domain receptor-like kinase 4. NCBI's taxonomy places the organism in Eukaryota, Viridiplantae, Streptophyta, Magnoliopsida, Rosales, Rosaceae. The record is from RefSeq and is a predicted model, not a curated record. The transcript has a single exon. Gene Ontology annotation, biological process: protein phosphorylation. Gene Ontology annotation, molecular function: ATP binding; protein kinase activity. Bases 91 to 1983 code for a protein of 630 amino acids.